Molecule: messenger RNA, 1836 nt
Organism: Pezoporus occidentalis (night parrot)
Lineage: Eukaryota; Metazoa; Chordata; Aves; Psittaciformes; Psittacidae
Gene: ANGPT4
Product: angiopoietin 4
Exons: 9
Coding region: 31-1536 (501 amino acids)
Biological process (GO): signal transduction
Molecular function (GO): receptor tyrosine kinase binding
Source: RefSeq, a predicted model, not a curated record
CCCGGCUCCCAGCCGGUACCGAGCGGCACCAUGCGGGCGCUGAGCCUCGGCCUCCUGGCGCUCACCUGUGCCGUGGCCGCGCUGUGCGGGGCCGGAGCGCAGCGCCGGGCGCUGGACGGGGGCAGCCGCCGGCGCUACCACCGGGUGCAGCACGGGCACUGCAGUUACACCUUCGUGCUGCCCGAGACCGACCCCGCGCCCUGCGCGGCCGCCGCCGCAGCCGCUGCCCACGGCCCGGCCAACGCGCUCCUGCAGCGGGACUCGCCGGCCGGCACCGCGCACGGCGGCCACCGCGCGGCCCAGCGCCUGCGGCACCUCGAGAGCGUCCUGGAGAACAGCACCCAGUGGCUGCUGAAGCUGGAGAGCUACAUCCAGACGGGCAUGAAGCCGGAGGUGGCACAGGCAGCGGUGCAGAACCAAACGGCCACCAUGCUGGAGAUCGGCAGCAGCCUCCUCAACCAGAGCGCCGCGCAGAGCCGCAAGCUCACCGACGUGGAGGCCCAGGUGCUGAACCAGACGUCGCGCAUCGAGAUGCAGCUGCAGGAGAACUCGCUGUCCACCACCAAGCUGGAGAAGCAGCUCCUGCUGCAGACCAACGAGAUUCACAAGCUGCAGAACAGGAACAACAUCCUGGAGGUGCGGGUGCUGGAGAUGGAGACCAAGCACCAGGAGGAGCUGGUGGGGGCCCGCUCGGAGAAGGAGAAGCUGCGGCGGUUGGUGAGCCGGCAGAGCGGCACCAUCGAGGAGCUGGAGAAGUCGCUGCUGGCCGCCAGUGCCAACACCAGCCUGCUCCAGCGCCAGCAGCUCCAGCUCCUCGAGUCCGUGCAGAGCCUGGUGCGCCUCGUGUCCCAGGGCAGAGCCACGCUGCCGGGGCAGGAGCAGCAAUUCCAGGACUGUGCCGAGGUGCACCGGGCUGGCAUCAGCGCCAGCGGCGUCUACACCCUCCACAUCGGCAACCUCAGCGAGCCCAAAAAGGCAUACUGCGACAUGGAGACAGACCGCGGCGGCUGGACCGUCAUCCAGCUCCGUGCCAACGGCAGCCUCAGCUUCCAGCGGGGCUGGAGGGAGUACAAACAGGGGUUUGGGGAUGCUGCAGGCGAGUACUGGCUGGGUAACGAGGCCGUGCAUCUCCUGACGAGCCAGGGCCCCUAUGCCCUGCGCGUGGAGCUGCGGGACUGGGAGGGCGGCCAGGUCUAUGCCCACUACGGGAAAUUCCAGCUGGGGAGCGAGCGGCAGCUCUACAGGCUGUCACUGCAGGACUACAGCGGCACCGCAGGGCAGCAGAGCGGGUUGGCACUGCAGGGCACCCGCUUCAGCACCCGCGACGCCGACAACGACAACUGCCUCUGCAAGUGCGCCCAGAUGCUGUCGGGAGGCUGGUGGUUCGAUGCUUGUGGGCUCUCCAACCUGAACGGCAUCUACUACCCAGCACGGCACAACAUCCGCAAGCUCAACGGCAUCCGCUGGCACCACUUCCAGGGGCCCAGCUACUCCCUGAAGGGCACCCGCAUGCUCAUCCGACCUGCCGGCUUCUAGCGCCUCAGCCUGGAGCAGGGGCACCGGGACAAGGGGUGGUUCAUGAGGAACCAUCAGAUCCCACCUCCCUUCUCUUCUCGUGCUCUUGGGACUCCUGUUUUUGCCCCAGGAUGGGGGUCCAAGGCCCACCAGGACCCCCUGCACAUGCAGCCAGGCUCCAAGGCACGCCAGGGCUUUGCCUUUUCUGUCUUUGGGCAUUGCAAAGCUCCCACUGUUCCUUUAUCCCCACGGGAUCAGGGGAGCUGGAGGGGAUGAGGAUCCUCAUGAUGGAGGCUUGUGUUGGCAGGGGCUGGCAGAGCC